Molecule: messenger RNA, 876 nt
Organism: Closterium sp. NIES-65
Lineage: Eukaryota; Viridiplantae; Streptophyta; Zygnematophyceae; Desmidiales; Closteriaceae
Source: the annotation of a GenBank genome assembly
AUGGCGGUCCGUGUGGUUAGAGCAGGUAGCAUCACUCCGUGUGCGGCAGAAGCAGAUACGGCGGAAGCAGGUGCAAUAGAAGCAGAUGCAAUAGAAGCAGCUGCAGUAGAAACAGACACAAUAGGAUCAGACCUGAUAGAAGCAGGUGCGCUAGAAACAGCAGCAGAGGAGAAGGUGUGGGUGCGGAUAGACGUGUCGGACACGGGCGUGGGCAUCUCCUCCGAGGCGAUGGCGAGGCUGUUCACGCCGUUCCGGCAGGUGGACGACUCGUCGUGCCGCAAGCACGGCGGCACGGGCCUGGGUCUCUCCAUCUGUCGCUCGCUCGCCGCGCUCAUGGGGGGCUGCAUCUCCGAGGGAGGAGAGGGGGGGUGCGACGCUGUGUGGGGCGUGGGAGGAGCUGGGGGAGGGCUGGGGAGAGGGAGGGAACGGAAGGAGAUGGAGGGAUGCAGGGAACAGGAAGUUGAGCGAGGGGGUGGGAAGGGCAGAAGACGGGUGGAAGGAACGGGCCCUCUAUCCUGCCUGCCUCCCUUCUGGCACGUGCAACAGCAGCAGCAGGUGGAGGAUGAGAAUGAGCAGCAGCAGCAGCAGCAGCAGUGGCCACAGGGGGACAUGUGCGGAGAGGGGGAGCAGAUGGGUGGCGGGGAAGGGAUGGAAGAGGGGCGGGAAGGUGGGGAAGCAGGCAAUACGUGUCGACUGGAUGCAAAUGGAGGGGCGGGGUUAUGGAUCCCGGACAUCAGGGGGGAAAUCUGGAAAGUGCAGAGGGAGAGGUUGCUGCAAGGAGGACCGAGAGAAUGUGCGAAGGGCGUGGACCUGAAGCUGAGGAGGAUGGGAAGGGGGUUGAAGGAGCUUCAGAGGUGGGAGCAGGAAUGGAAAUGA